This is a messenger RNA of Paraglomus brasilianum, 609 nucleotides long. The record is from the annotation of a GenBank genome assembly. NCBI's taxonomy places the organism in Eukaryota, Fungi, Glomeromycota, Glomeromycetes, Paraglomerales, Paraglomeraceae.
AUGUCUAACAAAAGAAGACAAAGACACUUCGUCAUUUCUCAUUCUGCUAAUAAAAAACCGAGAUAUUUCCAUAAUUCGGGUUUAGAAUUGGUUUCUUCUUCAGAGGAUGAUACCGAUCCAUCUUCCUCAAUUGCUCCUUCUAUCUCGCGGGGAUCUUCAUGUCCUCGAUGCAUAAUGCUUAAUAAAGAAAUCAAGUGGCUUCGUUUGCGUGUUGAAAAGUAUGAAGAAAGCAUGCUAGCUCGUAUCAAUAAACUGGAACGGCUUCUUGCAUUGGCUUUGAGUGGGCAGAAUGACGACAAUAGUGGAUUUGGUGUUCCUUCAUCUUAUCUUUCGAUGGUAUCUUCCAUUCCCGAGGGUGCCGUAAAUUUUGGAGAAAUAACCGUUUCUUCAAUGGAAAAUCCAGAUAUUUCCGUGAGUUCUGAGGCAUCGGGUUUUCCAGAGACGUCCAUUUUUUCAGAGACUUUAUCGUUUCCAGAAGUCUCUUCUGAUAAUCUUCUUCCUGAAACAUCAUUCAAGAGAGUUGUUGCAGAUUUGGAGCGCGCAUGGCUAAAAAUCGUUUGUGACACUGUUUCUGUUACUUCUAAAAUCAAAUUGACUACGGCCAAUUAG